Molecule: messenger RNA, 1809 nt
Organism: Cutaneotrichosporon cavernicola
Lineage: Eukaryota; Fungi; Basidiomycota; Tremellomycetes; Trichosporonales; Trichosporonaceae
Exons: 3
Coding region: 1-1809 (602 amino acids)
Biological process (GO): glycerol catabolic process
Cellular component (GO): cytosol
Molecular function (GO): glycerone kinase activity; ATP binding
Source: RefSeq, a predicted model, not a curated record
AUGACCGACCGCCACAUUUUCAACGACCACACUACGCUGGUGGCGCGCUCUCUGCGCGGCCUCGUCGCCCACAACCCUCGCCUCAACCUGAUUCCAGCCCUCAAGGUCGUGUACCGCGCCGACGCUGACCGGUCAAAGGUCACGACAAUCUGCGGCGGUGGCAGCGGGCACGAGCCGGGAACACCAGGCUUUGUAGGCCAGGGCCUUCUCACUGCCGCUGUCGCCGGUGACGUGUUCGCGUCGCCUAGUGCACGCCAGGUGCUUGGUGCCAUCAAGGCCGUGCCGAGCGACAAGGGGACGAUCCUGAUCAUCACGAACUACACCGGCGACAACCUCCAUUUCGGCCUGGCGCGCCUCAUGGCGCAGGGACAGGGUAUUGAGAAUGUCGAGCUUGUUGUGGUUGGCGACGACGUGUCCGUCCCGCACAGCCAGGGAAAGAUGGUCGGGCGCCGUUGCUUGGCAGGUAUCAUUCUGAUCUCCAAGAUCAUGGGAGCGGCGUCCGAGGCGGACAUGGACUUCCAGCCCAUGGUCAAGCUGGGGCGUUCGAUGGCAUCCAACACGGCGUCGGUGUGUAUGGCUCUCGAGCACUGUCACGUUCCUGGACGCAGUGGCGAGUGGGCGCAGAUUGGCGCGGGCCGCUGCGAGAUCGGAUUGGGUCUGCACAACGAGACGGGCGUGUUCAACAUCCCCCAGCCAGAGCCCGAGGAGCUGUUCAAGAUGAUGCUCGACAUGAUGUUGAAGCAGGACGACCCCGAGCGUAGCUUUGUCAAGUUUGCCGACGGCGACGAGCUCAUUCUCCUCGUCAACAACCAGGGCGGGUUGAGCCCGCUCGAGAUGGGUGCUGUUGUUGACGAGACACUGCGCCAGCUCGAGGAGCGUGGCAUCGUCCCGAAAAGAGUGUUCAGCGGUGUGUUCAUGGGCUCGAUGAACAUGCCUGGCGUGAGCUUGUCGCUGCUCAACCUCACCAAUGUUGCGCGCGAGUGCUCGGCAGAAGGUAUCACAGUCGAAAGGCUGUUGGAGUUUACCGAUGCCGAGCAUAAUUCCGUUGCUUGGCCCGCCGCAUACAGGACGUACCGCGACGUGCCCAAGGACUUGGCGGAGCGUAAGCGCGCCGACGCAUACUUUGAGCUGCCCGAGGAGAAGAAGGAGGCGAAACCGACGGGGCCGGCGCUCAAGGUUAACCCCGAGGUGAUCCAGGCCGCGCUCAAGUACGCUGCCGAGGACGUUGUGGCUCUCGAGCCCCAGCUUACCAAGUGGGACACGAUUGUUGGCGAUGGCGACUGCGGCGAGACUUGCGAGAUGGGCGGAUUGGCGGUCCUCAAGGCGGUCAAGGAGGGGUUGGGCAAGGAUGGCGACCUCGUCACUCUGUUCCGUGACCUGACUGAGAUCAUCGACGAAGCUUGCGGAGGAACCCUGGGCGCCAUCUUCUCCAUCUUCCUCGCGGGCAUGACGACAAGCAUCCUUGCCGCCGCAAAGAGCAGCCCGCAGCCCGAGAUUAAUGGCGAGUGGUUUGGCAAGAUGGCACUCGAGGGUCUCGAGACGCUCAAGCAGCGAACGGCGGCGCGUGUUGGUCACAGGACGGUCAUGGACGCCCUCAUCCCCUUUGCUGACGAGUUGGCCAAGACUGGCGAUAUCGCAAAGGCCGCGGCGGCGUGCCGUGCAGGAGGAGAGAGCACAUCGACCCUCAAGGCCAAGCUUGGGCGUGCAGCCUACGUCGGCGACCGCAAGGACCAGCAGAUGCCCCCCGACCCAGGAGCCAUGGCAAUGGUGGCUGUCGCCGAGGGCAUUGUAAAGGCGGCCAACAAGUAG